CACUACCUGUUGUCAUCGGUACCUCCGAGCCGCCAUAGGUAAGAAGAGGCGCAUGCUAGAGGUAACUAGACUAUCUAACAAGGUUUGCAUUUCCUUUACCACGAGAAACUCUAUUCCGUCUUCCAAGUUCAGUUCAGUUCAGUUCCGCUCUGUUCCCCAGAGCUCUAUACCCACUGAAGAUAUCCUCCGAUGGGGGGCUUGUCUUCCUGACACCACUCAGCUCUGUCAAAAAAGGGGACCCCAAAGACAUUUCCUUAUAACGGAGGCUGGGGCUGGGAUAUCCAUUCUGCUGAAAUCAGGUAUUCUGGGAAAUUCUCUUUCCUGACCUGUGAGACAUCGUGCUCCGAGUCAGGCUACUCUACUCUUCUUCCCCAAGCCCAAACACUUCACGAUGCCUUCUUGGACUUCCAGCAACGACGAUAAGAUGAGCAGCUGGCGGGACCAGCUCUCGCCCCGGAACCUGAGUUUUCGGGGCUUUAGAAGAGCUUCUGAGUCUGUGGCAAAAACAACCUCCUCAACCAGUAAAGAUUUCACCAUGUUGCACUAUCCGGACCGACCUGCCAGGAGGAUCACUGAGGCCGAUAUUCCCAGUGACGAAGAGUGUAGAAAGUCUCUUAUUAAUAUGAGAAAAGCUUCUUUCGUGGAGCAAAUACAUCGACGACAUGAAAUUCAACAUCAGAAACAAUUAUCUCCUGUGCGAGAACCAACGCAAGAAGAGCUUCCAGCAUUGAGACCGCCUCAACAUGAGUUACCUCGAAUAGUACAGCCACCAACAGAACAACCUCGAGCAAUUCAACCACAGAUUAAGCAGCCUCGAAUAAUACAGGCACCAGCGGAACAACCACGACUAGAGCAUCCUCGAGCACAGCAGCCGUUGCGAUUAACUUUUGGACCGUUUAAUGGACAGUUCCGAUCUGCCUUUGGACCACUUACACCCGCUGAAGAGGAGCCAUGUCCGUUAGAAAAGCUCGACACCAUUGGGUCUACAGCAACAGCAACACCACAAGAUUCACUGCAAGUUCCCGAACCUUCUGUGGACAUUCGAAAAAGCCUCUUAGUUGUUGAUGAUUUAAAUAUUGCAAGAGAACCUUCGCCUUCUGCGGUCAUCAGCGAAGCCAAGACCAUCAAACUCGAACGAGUAGACAACCACGCUACACCUGGCGUCUCACCAAUCUCAUCACCACGACCAAGCGAUGCUUCGGCUUCAGGAUGGCCCAGGCGAAAACAAUCAGUUCAAAUGGUCGCUAUUCGUCGAUCAUCGCAAGAUUCUCAGAAGCGCAAGCAGUCUGCUCAUACAGUCGUUGUGCGACGGCCUUCCAAGCCAACGGCAGAUGCCCUUAACUCCCAUCCCGUUCACGCACCUUCUACACAAGUCCAUGUUCGACAAGACAGUGUUUCGGACCCAAUGUGUCGGGUGUGUCAUAAUGGAAUCGCUGAGACGUCUGGGACUUGUUCAAGCUGUGAGAAUGGCGCCAUCACAGCCACGCCGGUCGAAAUCAGUCCCAACUUCUCUCGACUUCAUCACAAGCCAACUAUCAAGAAGUACAACCGUCCACCUCCUCUGAUUCCUCAGUCUCUCGACGGUAUCGCCAAGCUUCAUCGCCCCUCCGCUUCUCUCACCUCUGAUCCCGAAGCGAAUUCACUGUCACCGCCGGCUUCGCCAACAUCGCAUUGCAGCAGUCCAGCUGAGACCGUCAAGACAGUGGCGACGGGUCCUUCAGUUCCUCCGACCCCAAUGUCAGCCCUCUCGACGCCUGAAGUGUUUAAGCACUUCCAGGAAGAGGUUGAAUCAAGGGCCAAGGCAGAUGAUAGUCCCGCAUUCGAUGAUCCAUGGAUGAUCAAAUCCAAGACUCCUGAGGCUGAUGUCUAUGAAGAAGACUGGGCGGAUUAUUACUUCGAUGAGCAAAACUUCAACGACGACAAAGUCACUAAUGGACCGGCGCCUGGUGCGAAUUUUGUUCCGAGUCCUGUCAAUCCAGGUCCCGGGUGGAUAUAGAGCCUUAUAAGAGAUUGCGUGUAAAAGAUUGUAUCAUGCAUAUAUUCAAAAUGCCAGGUAGCGGGUUUGUUUUCUAUAUCCUGGUCAAAUAGCGACAAGCGUUCUUUCAAUCCAAUCAUGAGUCUAUGCUUCAUAACCAUCUCUUUCGUCUCUUCGUGACAUCUUCUCACAUCUAAUCCAUCUCAACUUUUAAAUCUAUAUUCUAAUCUAGAGAAUUUUUGUAACGGCCAAGCCGCUUGAAUCUCCACCUUCUAAUUCUAUCAAUCCACCAGCUUCAAUUCUCUUCUUCCACUUGUUGCUCUCAUAUCGCGCAAAAAUUAUUGUCAUGCGUAGUGUAACAUCGCUGCUCGAGUCAUGCUCCUGCAGUGAUUCCGCAACAGGUGUGAACGUCCAGCGGCCAAAUGCCCAGUUGAGGAUAUAUCGACCGGAGGCGCUUGGCUCUGGUGGGGGGAUAUCGGGAUCGGAGUUUGUGGGCGUUGAUGAGAGUGAGACAAGGGCCUUGAUGCGGUAGGCUUCGUCUUUGGGGGCGGAGGAGAGGAAGGCGAUGAGCUUUGCGGUCGAAACUCGUGCUGAAGGAUCGGCUUUCAGGACAACUGACAAAACCUCGACUUCGCUUUGGUGGUCGUGAGAAUGGCCGUUUGUUGUGCCGUUGGAGUGGUCGUGGCUGUGGCCGUUGGUCUUUUCAAGAUCUGCCCCUGUCAACUCCUUCGCCAAACCACCAUCCACACCAAAGAUCAAGUCCAUCGACACUUUGCCCUUGUCGCUCUUGACCUUGGCAACGUCAACUUCUAGAUCGCCAACUCGGUCGAGGCAUUCGUCGUAUCUCAGCAUGCUGACAUUUUCCCACUUGUUGAAGACAAUGAGAUCGGUGUAGCGCGCUUGGAUGCGUGCCGUGUAGCUAGUGUCCUCAUAACCCUUCCAGUUCUCGACGUCAAUGACGCUGAUGACACCGUCGAGGAUAUACUUCCCGGACUCACGCGCAAGGCGGUUGACUUCGAGAGCGAGGGUCGCGGGGAAUGCCGAGCCGCUGGUUUCAAUAACGAUUCGAUCGGGUGUGACGGUCUUUUCUAGUUCUUCGAGCGCGGGGCCGAGUUGACCGACGAGGUUACAGCAGAUGCAGCCGUUGAGGAGUUCCUGGACACCCGAAAUGGCAGAGUUGGCCGCGAGUUGUGAGUCGACUGCGAGAUCGCCGAAUUCGUUCUUGAGAAGCGCAAGCUUAUAGUCUGGGUUCUGGGCGCGAAGUUGAGGGAUCAGGUUCAGAAUCAGUGUCGUUUUACCUGAUCCCAGGAACCCUGUAACGAUAGUGAUAGGAAUUGGCGCCAUCUUUGCUGUACUUUCAACAGAAUUGAGGUUGAAAAUAGCACCUAUAUAAAAAAGGGACGGCGUCAAGUUUUGUUCCUGAUAAAAUACCUCUUUAGCGGAACAAACAAAAGUGAUAUCGUUGGGUGAUCAUCAGCCCAUCCAUUCA
Molecule: messenger RNA, 3464 nt
Organism: Fusarium odoratissimum NRRL 54006
Lineage: Eukaryota; Fungi; Ascomycota; Sordariomycetes; Hypocreales; Nectriaceae
Exons: 2
Coding region: 392-1996 (534 amino acids)
Source: RefSeq, a predicted model, not a curated record